AUGAACUCGAUAUUUGGGCCAGCCAAAACUUGGUUUACGUCAUUGCCGACAUCCACCCAGGCUCUGGAUCCAGAACCAGCAGCAAGCAGUUCAAACAGCUCAACACCCGGUCAUAGCCACGCCAUUGAUACGUCGUCAUCAUCUCCGAAGAGAACCGGGCCGGACGAUGAAAGUAGUUCAGAUAAUAACUGUUUCAACACGGCCAUCCAGGACCACCUGCGGCAAAAGUCUGUCCAAGAAACCCCAAAAGAGGGAAAAGUAGAGGAUAAAGAACCGUUUGGGGGAAGGUUUGAGUAUGUGCGCGCAGCUCAUGCGAAAGAAUCAAAGGGGACAGAAGACAGCGACGAUGCCACGAAGUCACUCCAGGCAGAUUUUUCUACAUCGUCGACCAAACACGACGCCGAAGCUGGAUCUUCAAAGAGGCCUCUAGUCGUCGAAGAUCUUGAGGCCUUGGGCCGUAGUGGAAGCGUCGACAGUGCGAAGAGACGGAGAUUGAGCAUCGGACAGCACCGGUCCGGAUGUUAUGACCACCUUUUUUCAAAGGACCAGCGUCAGCGCUUUAAAAGAGAACCCGGCUCAUCUCAUUCCCGGAUUAGAGCGCCCCUGAGACCCCUGAGUAAAAAUGUGCUGUCUCGAAUGAGCCCUUGCACGAGCCUGGAUCACGCGAAGUCAAAGGAGAUUGCUAAAAGUAUCAGGAACACGCCAACCACAGUAGGCGUUAAGGCGACGGAGAAAGUUUAUCAAAUUAAAGAGAGGGCAAAGGAAACUCAAGCACCCAAACGAACAGAAGAGCAAGUGGUACGAGAAUUCACCAAGGCCCCUAUUGACAGCAUAUUCGGUGACAAGACUGCAAGCAAUCCCACAAACACCAUAUCUUCUUCGAGGGGCCAACCGACCAAAGAUGCACGAAGAACGCAAGGUGACAAAAAUCCGGCAUCAAGCCAACCAGUAACCCAUCAAACAGCUCAAGCAACACAACCGUCUCGAUCAAAGGGGAAGCCUUCGAUAUCACGUCUUACGAAAGCAGACGUGAAUCAAUUCAAUUUUUUCAAGGACAAGGGCCCACAAACGAAGCAUGCAAGAAUAGUCAACCAUCUCCCUAGCAGUUUCAACGAAGAGCGAACCGGUUACAAGUUUACAGCUCAGCGCGCCACUAAUGAUUUCCAACAAUCGGCAAAAGAAUACGAGGGACCAGUUCGGCCUUCGCCAGCCUCAAGACGCAAGAAGUCUACCAUUCCAUCAUCGAGCAAGAACCCACCGGCACCAACAACCAGCAUUCACGCUCUUCCACCAACCCUGACUCCAACGCUACCACCCCCUCAUCACUUCCCAGCUGCUCUUCCUCCAGUUCCAGAACCAGACCCCGAUGCUGCCAUCCCUCCACCUCCUCCACCCAAGAAAGCCGUGCCCGCGCAAUCCCUCCUCUCCCCCACCGAUGUCAUCCUACAAUACGUGAUCAAACAAACGAAGAAACACCCCAUCUCCGAGUCCGACUCCGUUCGCCACUACCGAUCGAAGGUCGUUUACACCUCCAAAAAGGAGGCCAACGAAACCUGCCGACGACGGGUGCUGAACCUACUCAAGGAGGACAUCCCCUUUCAAACUGUGGAACAAGGAUAUGUGGGCGACCACCUUUUCAAAGGAACGGUUUUUUACGAGGAUGGGGAAAUUCAGUUCUACUAUGUGCACGAGGAGGCGGCGAUGCUCGGUGAAGUGCUGGAGAAGAGGGAGUUGUGGGUGGGCGAGGAGGGCAUGGGGAUUUAUGCAAAGAGGAUGUGGGUUGUUUGGGCUGUGAGGUAUUAUCCGAGUGAGGAAGAAGAGACGAAGAGUCCGGGAGUGGGGGUGGGAAGUGGAAAGGGAAGGGUUGAGGUAGUGGAUGAGGGGGAUGAGGGGGAUGACGAAGACGAUGAUGAAGAGGAGGAAGAUUUAUUCGGUUGUAAGGACGUUGAUGGGCAGUUGAAUGAAGGGGAUGUUGAUGUGGAAGCAGGUGAGACGCAGAAGAUUAGCGAAGAUCAGGAUACUUCAGGUGUCCAGAUGAACAUGGACUCACAAACUGAGGGCCACCAAACGCAAACGGAGCCUGAGAUUCACACUCAACAGGAGAUUACGAGCAAAACCCAGAGCGAGACCCAAACACAGCCGGAGAAACAAACUCACGCUAAAGAAGAAGUCUUCCUAACAACAUCCCCCCACCCCCUCCUCCCCCUGCCCUCCUCCACCCUCCUCACACCCGCCACCACUCUCCACGGUACUUUCACGACCCUCCGCCUCGCCAACCUUGAGGCACUGGAAAUCUUCAAAGCCCUAACCAAGCCGGAGCCGCCCGCGAGGAUGAACGAUGUUUCGCACUGGCGGGACGAGGUGGUUCCCGAAGCGGAGGCGAGGUUCAAAGAAUGGACUAACACAAAUGGCCAAAAUAAUGAUGAUGUUGAUAACGGGAAAGACACCAAUGAGCAGGGCAACGAAAACGAUGGGGACGAUUAUUAUGGAAAUAUGAUAGAGAAAAGACCAUUCAACAUAGAAUGGGAACCUGAUGCGCACUUGUUCAAGUGGCGGUUUAGAAAAGUGGAGGUGUGGGUUCAGGAGAUGGAGCUAAAGGGGCCGAAGAAUUUGGGCGGGUUGGAGAUUAAGGUGCCGUCGUCGGGGAAUUCGAAUUCGGGAGGAGUAUCGACAAAGACAAAGGGAGCUGGAACGGUAAAGGUGAAAGCUUUAACUGCAACUACAGCUGCAACUACUACCCCUAGCACCGCCGCCCCUAGAACGGAUGAUGAUGAUGAUGAGCUCGCCAACCAACACACAUACUACAAAAAUGCCCGGGAAGAAUUAGCAGCAGCCAAGGCCAAAGCGAAGGGAAAGAAGCGUAGAAGACCAACAAGAGAGGAGAAAGGAAAAGGUAAAGCCAUUAACGUUGACCCUGUUGUUCCUAGGGAAGGCAAUGGGAAGCCGGCGGUGAAGGAGGGGGAGGACGAGUGGGGAGGAAUUGAGGAGGGUGAGGUCAGUGAGGAAGACUGA
Neurospora tetrasperma FGSC 2508 is the source of this 3012-nucleotide messenger RNA. RefSeq lists its product as uncharacterized. The transcript is spliced from 3 exons. The record is from RefSeq and is a predicted model, not a curated record. The coding region runs from base 1 to 3012 and encodes 1003 amino acids. Lineage: Eukaryota; Fungi; Ascomycota; Sordariomycetes; Sordariales; Sordariaceae.